AAUAAAUAAAUUAAAAACAAUGGAACAUGAAGUAAAUAAUGUCGAUUUCAAUAUCAAAUGCUUAUAUAUUCCUAGUGACGGUAGGGGUAAUAGCGACCUGUCCCAUUUGAAUUCAAAGUAUAGAAAAUAAUAUUAGCGGCCUUUUGAAUUUGAAUCUCGUAAUUUUUAACGGUUGAAUUCUACCUUUUCCUCCUCUUUACUCUCCCCCUCUUCCCUUCCCUCAGCAACCCAAUCCCACUCCCCCCUCGCUAUGGCUUCGCUUACUCCAGGAAUCCUCCUAAAGCUCCUCCAAUCCAUGAACUCCCCCACCCGCGUUACCGGCGACCACCGCUCCGCUCUCCUCCAAGUAAUUGGUAUCGUCCCAGCUCUAGCAGGUUCCGAUCUCUGGCCCAACCACGGCUUCUACGUUCAACUCUCAGAUUCCCUCAACUCCACCUACGUUUCUCUCUCCGAGCGCGAUACGGAAUUAAUCCUCUCCAACCGGCUCCAGCUUGGCCAGUUCGUCUACGUUGACCGCUUCCAUUUUGACUCCCCCGUGCCACUUGUCUCCGGCAUUCGCCCAAUUGCAGGUCGCCAUCCUUUCGUUGGUUCCCCUGACCCUCUCAUCGCCCGCAUUUCCUCUUCCAAAAGGGAUUUCGUUAUACAACCCGUACCUGAAUCCGAAUACUCCGUGGAUCCGAUUGCGGUUUACUUGUCUAACAAGAAAUUGGAGCAACAGCAAACUCCAAUUGAAAACAAGGAUUCGAGAAUCGAAAAGCUGAAAACAAGGCAGCCUCUCGCCCCCAGAGAUAAUGUUAAAGUCAAUGAAAAUUUGGAAUCUGAAUCCAAGGUUUCAGAAAAGCCUCCACAAAGAUUUUCAUCUCCGGCCAUGGCCAAACGUUCCUUUUCAGCUGUUAAAAAAACCAACGCGACGGUUGUGGAAAGAGAUCCAUCUCCGGCUGGGACAGGGAAGAGAUCUGCAUCUCCGGUACCGUCAAAAUGCGUGGUACCGAGCUUGGUGGCAGCGAAGGAAGAGAAUAGGAAAGUGGCGAGAGAGCCGGCGAUCAUAGUACCGUCAAGGUAUAGGCAACCUUCGCCUAACGGAAGGAAGCAGGCAUCACCGACUGCUCGAAGAGUAUCGCUUUCUCCAGGGAGGAGGUUGUCUGGAGGGUUGAAGGUUUCGCCCUCUGUAGGAGAUUCAAAGAAGAGGAUGGCAACGAUUGUUGCUGGGAUUUCGAAGGUCUCAGAAGCUCUAGUGGGGUCAGCCAAGAGUAAUAGGAAGAACUUGGAUGAGCAGCCAGAGAAAGGUUCAGGAGAACAAAAGGAGAAAACUUCUGUUAAGACUAAGCCGGAUCUGCAAGCAAUUUUGAGGACUCAGGCGGCCAUUUCUAGACGUUUAAGUGAUGCAAAUAGUCAGAAAUCCAAUGAUGAAAAUUCUUCAAGCAAUGGGAAAACAAAAGCUAGCCCACCUGAAGAAGGUUCGGCCCCAGAGAAAUCAACAUGUGAGGGUGGGCUUUUGGGAAUCACCAUUCAUGAUAAGAAAUGGACUGAUGGCAGUGUUUCAUGGGAUACCCUUUCUGCUGAACUUGCAAAGCUUGGAAAGGAGGCUAUGCAAAGGAGAGUUGUUGCCUCUAAAGCUGCGGCAGAGGCAUUGGAGGAGGCCAUUGCUACCGAGUCUGUUGUCAGAAAUUUAAGCAUGUUUUCAGACCUUUCCUCUAAAUCCAAGGCCGGGAAUCCUUUGCCCACCAUUGACCAAUUUUUAUUGAUUUAUGAUGAUGUCGUGAAGUACACUGGGAUCGCCGAGACUGUUGCAACCAGCCACAAUUCUGACACAGAAAACGCCUCCACGGAGCACUCAAAAUCCUCUUCUCUAUGGGUUGAAGCUGCACUGGCUACUGAUCUUGAGAUAGUCUCCCUUCUAACCCCUCAGAACAAUGAGUCUCCAUCAGCAUUGCAGAGAAGUUUGUCAAAAGGGCAAUAUCAUCAUGCUUCACCCAAAAAGCAACCCAAAGCUAGUUCAUUCCCACAGCUGGAAGCCACUACUGCAAUAUGGACUAGAGGUCAGGGAAUGAAAGAGACAGUGCAUUUAGCAAUGAACUUGAAGUCUGAGAUGCAAAUGUGGUUUCUUCGCUUCAUUGAGGAGUCCUUGGAUGCGGGUUUCAGGGUGCUUGGAGAGUGUGCUUCUGGUGGUAGUAAAACAUUACCUUUGGACUGUGCAGCAGUUUUAUCACAGUUGAAACGGGUCAAUGAUUGGUUAGACGGGGCGGAUGCAAAUGGGGAUGAGCCAUUGGUAGACAAGGUUGAGAAAUUGAAGAGGAAAAUCUAUGGCUUUGUCAUUCAGCAUGUGGGAACCACUUUUGACAAUUCCACGCAUCUUUCUUCAUCUUGAUUAUUGGUAUUAAACAAGAAUGUCUAUUUGUUUUAAGUUAUUCAGUCUUGCGGAUAACGUUGAUCAUUGUGUAACUAUGGCAGAUAGCAUCAUUUUGUUGGCGUUGUCUUAAUUUGUUGUUUAGUUAAAAACCAUCUUCGGAUUUUAUCUCAAACAAGCCAAAAGUAUUUGAAAGUUUUAACUUUU
Molecule: messenger RNA, 2554 nt
Organism: Durio zibethinus
Lineage: Eukaryota; Viridiplantae; Streptophyta; Magnoliopsida; Malvales; Malvaceae
Product: protein CORTICAL MICROTUBULE DISORDERING 3-like
Source: RefSeq, a predicted model, not a curated record